Messenger RNA from Cokeromyces recurvatus, 2172 nucleotides. RefSeq lists its product as uncharacterized. The coding region runs from base 1 to 2172 and encodes 723 amino acids. Lineage: Eukaryota; Fungi; Mucoromycota; Mucoromycetes; Mucorales; Mucoraceae. The transcript has 4 exons. The record is from RefSeq and is a predicted model, not a curated record.
AUGCCAACUAAACCUGUCACUGCUAAUAAAAUAAAGAAAAAGAAAAAUAACAACAUUAAUCAUUUGCCACAUACAAAUUCAAAACUUCCUCAUGUAGGAGCUUUUAUAUUAGUUAAAACUAAACGACGAGAAAUAAUAAAGACAGGACUACUACCACCUGUACCUGCUAAUCAUUCCAUUGGUUUUAGAGAUAAAAAACGGAAGAAGAACAGAAAAAAAUCUCGAUUAAUUCAAAGAUUACUUUCAUUAUCCUUCAUCGUUUAUUUGGGAUAUUAUUUCUUUUAUGGUUGUGAACCCCUUCCAUCCGAUGAUAAUAACAAAAAUCUUCUAAAGCCAGUUAUUUGUAAAGGUAUCGAUCCUAUUAAAGCUGAUAUCUACCAGUCCAAAUUUUAUAAAGAAAAUAUGAAUCCUACUAUUAUACAAGCGUCAAAUUGGUUUCAACAGCAAUAUCAUAAUCAAGUCGCUCUCCAAAAAGUAGUGAAAAAAAUAGAUUACUAUUACAUUCAACAUGCUAAAUCUCUAGUGCAUCAAAUGGUAACUAAAGUUCAUUAUUAUGCUGAUCAAGUGAUGAAAAUAAUUGUACCUGUAAUCCAGCCUUAUACUGAACAACUUAAAUUAUCUACUCAACAUAUCGAGGAUUACAUACAACAAGCUAUUGAGAAGCAGCAUUUAAUGUCUAAGGUUCAAGAAACACUUGUUUAUCUUUUAGAGGAACAAGUUCCUCCACCUGUUAAGAAGGCUCUAAAACAAAACUAUUAUAUUGUAUUAGAAUGGAUUGAUAAAGCGGAAAAUACAGAUAUAAGGACCUUUCUUGCCUAUUUGGAACAUACUAUUACUAAUUUCUAUCAGCAGCAAUUAAUACCUCAUUAUAUUAACCCCUUCAGAAAAGAAAUGAAAAGACACUAUGAUGAGCUACAUUUAAGAGAAUUUAUGGAUAAACAUAUCAUACCUGCCUUUCAAAAAAUAUAUGACUGUGCUGCUCCUUAUUAUGAUGUUCUUUAUGAACAAAUAAGGCUGUAUUUACCACCAUUAUCUAUUCAACAAAAAUCAUUACAAAAGUCAUCUUCUUCUCCUUUAAAAAGCUUGCAAACUUCAACAAUAUCAACACUACCUCAACUCAAGCCGUCCAUAAUAGAAACUUUAGUAACUCCUUCGACGAUUCCUGUAGCCUUAUCUAAACAAGUAUCAUCAACGAAUCCCGCUUAUUCUUCACCCACUCUUUCCUCUACAAUAAUAGAUUCAAACAUUGAAAGUGAAAAAGGGACUACUUUUGCAUCAUCGUCUCAACAUCAUCCAGAGGCUACUAUCAAUAAAUACAAUGCUAAACAUCAUAGGACGGAUGAUUCAGAUAUAAUAACUCGAAGCUCUAAUAAUAAUAAGAAGACUACUUUAUCUUCAAUUAACUCAAGUGACACUCCUAAAGCAGAUUAUCAAUACAUUCAUCUCUCUCCUCCUGAUCCAAAUGAAAAAGAGGUCAUCUACUGUCCUACUUGUAAUCCAGUUGAAGAGCAAAUAAUGAUUGCCGUCCCUGAGUCAGAGAAAGAAAUGAGACCUUUAGUGGUGAAUGAUGAUGAUGAAAAAGAGGUAUUCAAGUUAAAUAAAGGUGAUGGUCAGCUUACAAACGUUGUUAACGUGGAUAAAGAAGUCCAACAACUUGUUGAUAAAAAGGAAGUGUUUGAGGUUCAUCGUGAACAGAAAGUGAUAGUUCCUCCUCAAUCACCGAUUAAGCAAAAGGUAGAAAAGGAAGAAGACACUUUACCAUUCAUGACUAAAAUUAAAAAUCAAGUUAACAAUGAAGAAGAAUUAAAGACAUUGACAGCAAAUAAUGUAGUAGCUGAAGAAUCUAUAAGGGACUCCCCAGAUGAUAAGCAAGAAAAUAAAGAACCUAUCAUGAUUGAAGCUGUCGUUGGAAAGAAUAAUCUCAAAAUCCGUCUUCCUGUUGAAGAAGAAGGCAGCAAUUUUGAUGAAGAAACCAUUCUCGAUCAUAAGAUAUCAGAUACUGAAGAAGGAAAAGAAGAAGAAGAAGGAGGAGAAGAAGAAGAAAAUAAAGCGCCUAUCAUACCUGAUGAUGAAAGCCAAUUCAUUAUUAUAAAAGAGGAUAACGAAGAUGUUAAACCAACUAUUAACAAAGAUGGAUUAAAUUAUGAUCAAGUAGAAAAGAUAUUGACCUAA